CUCACUCUAAUUGUCGCCACCACAGCCAAAAAUGGCAUCGGCAAAAAUGGAACUCUGCCUUGGCCAAUGCUGAAGAAGGAAAUGGCCUACUUCGCUCGCGUCACCAAGCGCGUCCCUGGAGCAGCUUCCAUGCCCGACACCUCCAUGCUCGCCGAGACUUCGUCACAACUCUCUGAUUCUUCUGAAGUUGCAGCAUCAGCAAACAUCCAACCACCCCAAAAUGUCGUCGUCAUGGGUCGCAAGACCUGGGAAAGCAUUCCACCUAAAUUCCGACCUUUACCGCAGAGAACCAAUGUAGUCAUCUCGAGAUCGGAGAAACUUGAGGGCGUUGGUGAAGAUGUUGUUGUGGGUGAUAGUAUCUCGUCUGCUCUUUCUACCCUCACUGCAAAGGCCAAGGAAGGUCAGGCGGCGCCUUUGGGUCGUGUCUUUGUUAUCGGCGGAGGUGCUAUCUACAAGCAAGCCUUGGAGAUGGAGCAAGCAAAGAGUAUUUUGCUCACUAGAGUCGAAGGCGAGUGGGACUGUGACACAGACUUCCCUAUCGAUGUCGACGCCGAACAAGGCUGGACAAGACGGCAGAAGGGAGACUUGGACGAGUUCGCCGGUGAAGAUGUGCAAGAGGUCCAGGAGGAGGAGGUCAAGGGCGACAAGGUCAAAUACGAGUUUAGACUUUACGAGCGG
Molecule: messenger RNA, 678 nt
Organism: Aureobasidium melanogenum CBS 110374
Lineage: Eukaryota; Fungi; Ascomycota; Dothideomycetes; Dothideales; Saccotheciaceae
Exons: 1
Biological process (GO): glycine biosynthetic process; folic acid metabolic process; tetrahydrofolate biosynthetic process
Cellular component (GO): mitochondrion
Molecular function (GO): dihydrofolate reductase activity; NADP binding
Source: RefSeq, a predicted model, not a curated record